GUGAUCAGCCGUGUCUAAUGACACGCUGAUCACCGGGAAAUGCAAUUGCCGAUUCUCGACUGCACUUUCCUCACGCUGUCAAAGCAUCAGUGCCCUGAUGAUCGGUGCCCAGCAGUGCCACCCACCAGUUACGCCCACCUGUGCCCAGCAGUGCCACCUACCUGUGCCCAGCAGUGCGCCCACCUGUGCCUAGCAGUGCGCCCACCUGUGCCCAGCAGUGCACCCUCCUGUGCCCAGCAGUGCACCCACCUGUGCCACCCAGCAGUGCCACACACCUGUGCUCAUAAGUGCCACCUACCUGUGCCCAGCAGUGCCACCCACCUGUGCCCACCCACAUGUGCCCACCAGUGCCACCCACCUGUGCCCACCAGUGCCACCCACCAGUGCCUAUCAGUGCAGCCCAGCAGUGCUGCCAGUCAGUGCCCAGCAGUUGUGCCAGUCAAUGCCUAGCGGUGCCGCCAGUCAGUGCCCAGCAGUGAUGCCAGUCAGUGCCACCUAUCAGUGCUGUCUAUCAGUGCCACCUAUCAGU
Staurois parvus is the source of this 529-nucleotide messenger RNA. NCBI's taxonomy places the organism in Eukaryota, Metazoa, Chordata, Amphibia, Anura, Ranidae. The record is from the annotation of a GenBank genome assembly.